AGAAGCGCCGCGCGCAGCAGCGCUGAGUGGCUGACUUUCCGCGCCACGCCGCGCCGCGCCGCGCCGCGCCACGCUGCUCGCGUUUGUCCGCUCCAGAGCUCCUCUGUCGGUCUUUGGCGGGACGUUUCCCCAAUAGUGGCGCUCCUCGGUCCUCAGUCGGAGGCAUGGAGCGGCGCUAGGGGACAGCAGAACAGGGCAGAGAGGCGAAGGAAGGAGCCCCCUUCAGACGGAGCCGGAACCUGCAGGUAAAGCCCCCCAAACCUAACUCAGGACGACUGGUUGAGGAUCCUCCCUCCUGAAGCUUUCCUCCUCUAGAUAUUAUGGCUGAAAGGCUGAAUCCACCCGGCCUGCUGACUAUGCCCCAGAGCCCCACCUCCAGCGAGGAUGAGAUGGCCGAGAGCCUUUCAGACUACUCCGACGACUGCGCCUCAGACAGUUCCCGCGAAGAAACCAUCUACGAGACCAUAAGGGCCACCGCUGAGCCGUCGCGGAACCACAUGGACGACAUUCACACCAACUCCCUGGUCAUCCGCAUCCUCAUCCCAGAUCUGCAGCAGACGAAGUGCAUGCGGUUCAAUCCCAAUGCCACCGUCUGGGUUGCCAAGCAGCGGAUCCUCUGCACACUUAACCAAACCCUGAAGGACGUGCUCAACUAUGGGCUUUUCCAGCCAGCCAGCAACGGGCAGGAUGGCAAGUUCCUCGAUGAAGAGCGCAUCCUUCGGGAGUAUCCACAGCCAAUCAGCAAGGGCGUCCCAUGUCUGGAGUUUCGUUACAAGAGCAGAGUUUACCGGCAGCCCAAUGUCGAUGAGAAGCAGAUCGCCAAACUUCACACAAAGGCCAAUUUGAGGAAGUUCAUGGACUUUAUUCAACAUGAUCAGGUGGAGAAAGUUGCCAAGAUGUUGGAGAGAGGCUUUGAUCCCAACUACCACGACAGCGACACAGGAGAGAGUCCGCUGACAUUCGCUGCUCAUCUGGACAACAUGGUGGAGAUGAUCAAGGUGCUGAAGACUGGAGGAGCUCAUCUGGACUUCAGAGCCAAAGAUGGCAUGACUGCCCUUCACAAAGCGUCAAGGUCCAAGAAUCACGUCACCCUGAUGACUCUGCUGGAGCUGGGAGCCUCUCCUGAUUACAAGGACAGCCGCGGCCUGACCCCCCUGUACCACAGCGUGCUGGUGGGGGGCGACCCGGGCUGCUGCGAGCUCUUACUCCAACAUCACGCCUUCGUGUGCUGCCAGGAUGAAAACGGCUGGCACGAGGUUCACCAGGCAUGCCGCCAUGGACACGUGCAGCACCUGGAACAUCUCCUGUUCUACGGAGCAGACAUGAGCGCCCAGAACGCCUCAGGAAACACUGCUCUGCACAUCUGUGCCCUCUACAACCAGGAUACCUGUGCCAGAGUGCUUCUCGCUCGGGGAGCUGACAAGGAGGUGAAGAACUACAACAGCCAGAGUCCUUUCCAGGUGGCCAUUAUUGCUGGGAACUUUGAGCUUGCUGAGCUCAUCAAGAACCACAAAGACUCCGACAUAGUGCCUUUCCGUGAGGCUCCAGCGUACUCAAAGCGCCGGCGGGGCCCGACCUCUGGCAGCGGAAACGGCCAGUCCUCAUCCUCGUUAUCGGCGCCGCGGGUCCUCCUGCGCUCCAACAGCGACAACAACUUAGCGGUCAGAGACUACCAGCAGCAGCCCGGGUCUCCUGGCAUCUGGGCCCCCCAGCUGCAGCAGCACCAACACGCCAAGCCAAACCUGCACAGGGGCCCCCAGCAGGGUCACCCGCAGCCUGGCUCCUCAGCAUUACACCGCAGCCUGUCACCCCAGCUGGUCCAGCAGAUGCCCAGCGGCAGCCCCAAUGGCACCGUGGUGGUCAGGACCAUGGGGAGGGGGGCAAGGAGCCGGUCGCCUUCUCUCAGUCGGCUGGGGGAGGAGGCCAGACGGGCCCAGCCUUCACACCGUCAGUCCAGUCCCAGCAGUCAUGGCGAGGCUCUCGGUACCAGAAGGAAGCUGUACAGCGCCGUUCCUGGGAGGCAUUUCGUGGUGGUUCGUCCUUACAGCGUCCAGGCUGAGGGGGAGAUUAACCUCUACAAGGGAGACAGGGUCAAAGUUCUGAGCAUCGGAGAGGGGGGCUUCUGGGAGGGCAGCGCCCGCGGCCAGGUUGGCUGGUUCCCAGCCGACUGUGUGGAGGAGAUCCAGGCCAAGGCCGCAGACGAGAGGAGCUAUUCUCGUGCGGAUCGCGCUGACAGACGGAAGCUUUUCAGACAUUACACUGUGGGCUCCUAUGACAGCUUUGAUGCCUCCAGUGACUGCGUGGUGGACGAGAAGACGGUGGUGCUCCAGAAGAAGGAGAACGAGGGCUUCGGCUUCGUCCUGCGGGGGGCCAAAGCGGACACGCCCAUCGAGGAGUUUACACCCACGUCGGCCUUCCCGGCGCUGCAGUACCUGGAGUCGGUUGAUGAGGGUGGAGUGGCAUGGCAGGCGGGGCUCCGGACGGGGGACUUCCUCAUCGAGGUAAACCAGGAGAAUGUGGUGAAGGUGGGCCACAGACAGGUGGUCAACAUGAUCCGGCAGGGGGGCAACCGGCUCCUGAUCAAGGUGGUGACGGUCAGCCGGAAUCUGGACCCGGAGGACACAGCACGCAAAAAAGCCCCUCCACCCCCCAAGAGAGCCCCCACCACAGCGCUGUCCAUGCGCUCCAAGUCCAUGACCUCAGAGCUGGAGGAACUGGUGGACAAAGCCACUCUAAGGAAGAAGAAAGGUGACAAAGUGGAGGAAAUGACGCACGCCCAGAAGGCCUCACCUGUGGACACAAAGAUCGCCACCAUCAAACCCCGCCCCUCCAGUCGCUGCUUGGUUACGCCCACUGACAUGAAUUCCCUGUACCAUGACCGCCAGGGAGUCCCCGUGGUGCCGCCCACAGUCCCAGGAGCCUUCCUGGGACUUCCUGAGAAGGGCACUAUAAAGAAGCAAAAGUCCAUAGGCACUUCGGAGGAUGAGAAACAGGGAUUCCUCACCCCUCCCCUGCUCAAAUUCUCCCGCAGCCUGUCAAUGCCAGACACAUCAGAGGACAUCCCUCCUCCACCAGCCAUUUCACCCCCUUCACCACCUGCCUACAACUCAACUCCUGGCCCCACAACUAAGAGCUAUGGCACCACUCGAUCAGGCUUCACCCAGAACUCGCCCAAUGCAGUGACCACCAUCAGCAAAACCACCGAUGUCAGUACAUUGAGACGUGGAUAUUUCCGCCAGAGUUCUGAGCAGUUUGAGAGCAUACGGAGUCGAGGGCGUACCCCAGUGCCCGAGAACCCAUACUCUGAGAUCGGUAAUAAGACGCUUUACGUGCCAGCAAAACCUGCCAGAAAGAAGGGAAUGCUAGUUAAGCAGUCUAACGUUGAGGACAGUCCAGAGAAAUCAUGCAACGUGCCAUCAAGUCCCUCAGGUCCUGUUUCCAUGCCCACUACACCUGUGGAAAGAACGUGCUCUUCUAUCCCCAUCCCCACCAUCAUUGUUAAGGAGCCCUCCACGAGCAGCAGUGGCAAGAGCAGCCAGGGUAGCAGUAUGGAGAUCGAGCCCACUACCCCUGAACACCCACCUCUCACACCCACUGCGGGUGGAGGCUUGCGGCCCGAGGACCCACUCUCGCUUGGCAAUCCGUUUGCUGCAGCCAUUGCCGGGGCAGUUCGGGAUCGUGAGAAAAGGCUAGAAGCAAAGAAAAACUCCAUUGCCUUCCAGUCAAUUGACAUAGGAGAUGAUGAAAUGAGUGGUCCCGCACCAACUCCUCGCCUUCGUCAGUCAAAGUCCAUAGAUGAGGGCAUGUUCAGCAGUGAUGAGCGUCUUCGAAGGAUUUUGGCUCCCCUGUCUUCGAAACAGCUCGGACUCCCAGUAGGUGGUGGGAGUGGGAACAUGACAGACUUUAACACGCCUGAGCCCACUGUUGUACGGGAGCCUCUCAACACAAGAACAGGCCAGUGUCCCAAUCUAGACAGCCCCGUCAGUCUCCCCGCCACUCCUCCUAAGAGCCACUACAAAGCCAAUGGGACCUACCUCCAUCCUGUCACUGGCAAACCUUUGGACCCCAACUCGCCGCUGGCUCUGGCGUUGGCAGCUCGCGACCGGGCCAUGAAGGAGCAACAGAACCAUUCUCAGAAUCAGACAACAAAUCCACCUCAGGUUCAGCAAACACCCAAGCAUGAAGCCCAGUCCCUGCCUCUCCAGCAGAGUCAUAAACCAGACCUCAACCAGCCACUGUUUAUUGACACCAAACUGCGCUCUGGGAUAGAGACAAGUUUCGCUGCAAUCUCUACAGCAACCAUGGGGCGGCCAGGCCGGGGCGGGCUUCGGAGGCAAAUGACAGAGCAGAAGUACGAAUCCGACGGCGCGCGAGAGGAGCGGCUGCAUCGUCCUGUUGAGGAGAGGAAAAGUGCACCGGUUGACAUGACUGAUACAUCACAACCCAAAUCCGCUGGACUGCUAAUGGUUCACACAAGCACAGAAGCCACGAGCAGCAAGUCAAUCCCGCAGGAGAAAGAAGUUCAGGAUAGCAACCGUCCAUCUGAGCUGAAGGACCUCAACCAUCCCAACCCGCACAACCUUCCAGCCCUGCCUUCCAGUGCCCAGUCUGGUGCAUCACGGAGGAGGAGCGUUCCCUUAGGGGAAUCCUUGGAGGAGCCAGUAAAACUGCCUUUCCGCAUCCCACCCCCACCUUUGGCCUCAGUUGACAUUGAUGAAGAAUUUGAAUUCUCAGAGCCCCUCCCACCACCACUGGAGUUUGCAAACAGUAUUGACAUUCCCGAUGACCAGGCUAGUGCUUUUGCAGAGAUGCUUCAGCAACAGAGACGUAACGGAGGACCACUCCUACCCCCUUACCACCCACAUGCCCCACCACCUGUCAUGGACCAACACAAGCGGAUGGCAAACAGUAUGCCUCCAUCAUAUCCUCCAGCUCCACAUGACCCAGAGUCGGGGGUGGUGGACUCAGGCAUCGAGGAGGUAGACAGUCGGAGCAGUGGUGAUCCUCAGCACACGGAGACUACCAGCACGGUUUCCAGCAUCUCUACCCUAUCUUCGGAAGGAGGCUUCUGUGACAGCGCAUUGGAGAGCCUCUAUGCCACUGCAGACGGUCAUGCCUUCCUGGUGGAUAGACCCCCUGUCCCUCCCAAGCCCAAGGGCAAGUCCGUCAUCAACAGAACAUCACUUUAUCAUGACACUCUUAUUGAAGAGCCACCCGAGUCCUAUGGGUCGCCAACUCAGGCCCCUCCUCCUGCUUCGUCCUCUGAUUCCCCAAGGACCCCUUCCCAAAGAACGUCCAAGCUGUGGGGCGAUCAGCCCCCUGAGUUACGAAGUCCCCCCUCAACACCAGACACCAAAAACACAGUGAUCACUGAGCUGAGCUCCAUCCUGCAGCACAUGAACAAGCCAGCCAAGCCAGGAGAGAACUUGGACUCUCCCACAGGAACCAGAGGGGGCUUUGGAACCAGGCCUCCAACAGACGACUCAGGAAUGCGUAACAACGCCGCCGGCCUCACCUCCACGCCGCCCAGCAGCCUCCCGUCGCAGACCCACCUCUGCAGCCCGCCAGACUCCACCUCUUCCCUCACGCCCUGCUCCUCACUGCCUCCCUCGGUGUCCCCCACCCUGACAGACGUGUUUGGCCUCCCCACCCCGCCUAUGGGCAGCGGCGGGGGCUACAGCCUCAGCUCCUCGUGUGGCGGCAGUGGGAGCUCGCGCUCCCCGUCGCCGCUCACGCUCAUGCAGGCGGUGGCGGCGUCUGGAAAGCCCUUCGCGUCCAAACCUGUGGAGCUGUGGAGCAAGCACGACGUGGCGGACUGGCUGGAGAGCCUCAACCUGGGGGAGCACAAGGACGCCUUCCUGGACAAUGAGAUCGAGGGGGCCCACCUGCCCUCCCUGCAGAAAGAGGACCUGAUAGACCUGGGCGUGACCAGGGUGGGCCACCGCAUGAACAUCGAGAGGGCCCUCAAGCUGCUGCAGGACAGAUAAGCCCCCCAAAGGGGAAGGCUGCACGGGAGGGUCCUGCCCCCGGACGGACCCAUCUGAAGCUGUGGAUGCUGUGAUGGAGGGGGGGGGUCCGAGUGGACGAUGCCCACUGCUGUUUUUGCCCUAUCGUCCUCCUUCGUCGCCCUCAUGGCACCGCUCCGGCUUUCCUCCUCUUCCUCCUUCCUGAGCGUCCUGGGGUCAGGGAGGUCUGGAGGAAUUCUGGGGGGGGGGGGCUGAGGGAAUCGCUGCUAUGCCACAUCAGGGGAGGAGGCGCAGGAGACGGUGGAGGUUCAAAAACACGCUCGUCUUGAGUUUGGCUUCACGGACGGACUCGGCUCUCCUUCCUGCAGACUUUUUCCAGAGGCGGCGCACCAACAACCAGCUGAGCUGGUCGCUCCCUUUUUCUAUCUUUGCUAGAGUUUGUUCAGAGAAUAUUUCUUCACUAGAGUCCUGCCGGAGUUAUAUUUCUGACUGCAUCAAAGGUUGUAGAGGAAACUUUUAGAUAGACUCCACUGUUUUCUGCCGUUUUCACCCGUUUGUGUCAAAACAAGAGCAUCAGCCGGCGUAUUGUAACUCAUGCCAAACCACAACCUCACCUGAGUUUAUGCACAGUGCCACACAGCCGCACAUCACACAAACACGCUUGGUCUCCGUGGGGGGGGGUCUAUGGCUGCCAUAGCCACACGGCGUCCUCACGGAGAGGCGGGACGGCCGAGGCGACGACACAAACCUGGAGACGGAAGCUUCAGGCUGGAACUUCCUGAAACUUUUGUCCAGCUGCAGAAAUGCUCCACCUCUGGCUUCUCCUUCAUUUUCUCUCUGCCCUUGAGCGCAUGUGUGUGUGCGUGCAUGUGUGUGUGUGAGCACUGAGACCCGUUCCAUCCCCACGACUCUGCGUUUGAGGCCACAGAACAGAGGAGCUGCGGCUGCGGCUGCGGCUGCGCUUCAGUCCUCCCUGAAUCUGGACCUUCAGCAGGUCAGCACUCACAAACGCCACCCGGGCUCCUCCGUGGUGCCGGGGGGGUCAGACAGGUUUAGCGGCAGAGGGUCGGCAGGGUUUAUUCUGAGGAGACUUUUUGGGAAAUAUGCUGGUUUCCUUUCCUGACGGUUGUUGCUAGAAAGCAACCGAACAGAAGAGCAGAAAUUCUAAAAGGAACUGCGUUUCGGUUCUGCAGACGUAAAGUCCACCAUGACCGGAUUUCUCAGCGGUUGAGGAGCAGCGAGCAGCUCCCCGUCAGGUGCGUUCACAUCACCUCUGAAAUAUCUUUCACAUCCAAAUCUGACCCAAUUCUCCACCAAAUGAGGGACUUUCUGAAAGUGCAGCUCAUGGCUUCAUCUGCCGCAAACAAAAGGUUAAAAGAAAACCUCGAGCAGGUGUGUGCACGUGACGUCAUCACAACACAGCAUGCACAUGACGUCACCGUGUUGUCUGAGUGAGCCAGAGGAGUUGUAGUCAACAGUUUGUAAAAAAAAAAUUGGAUGCAGCAGCUUAGCAGCAGCAUUUCACCACUUUCAGAAGUUUUUGUUUUCUUCAUUCAAAGUAAGAAAAGUCGCAUCUGUGGAGUCAAACUGUCAACAUUUCUGUCAAAUCCUGGACAGAAGGGACAGUUUGUCCGCCCCCCCUCAUCCGUCCGGCAUCUGCUGGGUUUCUGAGCUGUGGAGCAAUUUGUGCCAAAACAUUUAGUAAUAACAAUAAUGUUAAUAUUAGAGCAUUAAACUUCAGAACACGCUUUUCUGGAAGGCGGGUUAAUGUCGGGAAGAACUUCCUGUGAAGCUCCACACAUCUUUAGUCUGUGCCAACACAAACCUGUUUACUGCAGAGACAGCUGGUGCUGUUUGGUUCUGGUUCUGGUGCUCAGCUGGUUCCUCUGAAGAACCUGCCUGUUCUCCACAGACGUAAAGAGAAUUCAGCACCAAGCCGCUCUGAUCCGUCCUGACUGCAUCCUGGCCGUCCUGUCUGUCAUUUGAGCUCCACAAAUGUCUUUGACCACGCCCUCUUUGGCCUGGACGGCUCCGCCUCCAGCCGCUUCAGCACCAGAGCUGAGAGCCAGACAGCCUUUAGGCUGUAAGGAACUGAACAAAGCUCGGUUCUGAGUUAACCGGGUCUGUCAGGACGGCCUAUGAGAGGAGCUCAUAGAGUCCUCCAAGGUCAAAGUUCAUCCAUGGACAGUCACUGCUGUCAUGCAGAGAAAAACAGCUUAUUGUCUGCCCCAUCUGGUCGGGGGCAGGAGGACAGACCAGCCCCCCCAGAAGUGCUGGUCUGCUCACCGGAUCUCCAAGACCAGAACUGGACAGAAGGGUUUUGCAGUUUGCAGGCAGCUGCUGCGUGGAUGACCUGGAGAGGCUCUGUUGACGGGCCGCCUUUGACAUUUUGAUCCACAAAUGAUAUCAGGACGAGCUGACUGUCCACGCCAGAUAGACAGUGGUUCUGAGUCAGCCCCUGGCCCCAAACCAGCACCGGAACCAGCUCAGUGAGACUCAGAGCUCAAAGCCUCAGACCGCAGGACGGACAGCUGCUGCUGUCAAUCAUCAACCAGAACCCGGCAGUCCAGCCGCUUUGCCACGUUCAGCCUGGUGGCGUCUGAGUUCCCCUGAAGGCCGUGUCUCACAGCCACUACCUCCAUUAUGAAAUGUAAAGCUGGUCAUACGUGAACAAGAAGAGAAAAGCUGUGAUUUUCACAGAUGUAUCACGAAUGAACCACGUUAAAACCCCGGAAGAAGAAGGAAUAAAGCAAGAAGAAGACAGAAAUCAGCGUAAAAGCCAAAUCCGGCUCAAAAUUCCUGCAUCAGUUCCGUCAUUCCGACGUGACGCCGCAUACACGAUUUAAAAGGUUUACAUCGAUGGUUCAUGCGUGAAAAGUCCGUUAGACGUGGAACGGUCCAGCGUUUCGUCUCACAGAAAUCACACAAUUGUGCAAGAUUUUCAAAA
This is a messenger RNA of Oryzias latipes (Japanese medaka), 8913 nucleotides long. The record is from RefSeq and is a predicted model, not a curated record. Lineage: Eukaryota; Metazoa; Chordata; Actinopteri; Beloniformes; Adrianichthyidae.